This is a messenger RNA of Thlaspi arvense, 1458 nucleotides long. The record is from the annotation of a GenBank genome assembly. NCBI's taxonomy places the organism in Eukaryota, Viridiplantae, Streptophyta, Magnoliopsida, Brassicales, Brassicaceae.
AUGAUCGGUAGUAGCGUCUACUCACCGCCCGACGAGUCCCUCUCGCCCAACCCUAAUAAUCUUUGCAUCACGAUCGAAGAAGGUUCUCCGAGCAGCGAGCAGGUGGUUGUACAAGACGGAGACAACGCUCAUCUCCAAAUCGAUUGUGAUGGGCUGCUUGAUGAAAUUGCUGCCGAAUCCAAGUGUCCGGUGACUCCUCCUGUUACGGGGAUGGAAUUCGACUCGUACGAUGACGCCUACAGUUUCUACAACUCGUACGCGAGGGAGCUCGGUUUUGCGAUCCGGGUCAAAUCCUCGUGGACCAAGCGCAACAGCAAGGAGAAGCGCGGCGCUGUCUUGUGCUGCAACUGUGAAGGUUUCAAGAUGGUUAAAGAUGCAAACAGCCGCCGUAAGGAGACCAGAACCGGUUGUCAGGCCAUGGUCCGCCUCCGAUUGAUCGAGCUUGAUAGAUGGAAAGUUGAUGAAGUCAAACUCCUCCACAACCACUCCUUCGAUCCCGAAAGAGCCCACAACUCCAAGUCUCACAAGAAUGGCCCUACCAAAAGAAAACCAGAGCCUCCUCCUCUCGAUGUUCAAGUCCGCACAAUCAAAUUGUAUAGAGCCCUCGCCCCAAUCGACACACCAAACUCUAGCGCGGAGACGAGCGAUCCCAGCCAUGAUCACUCGCACUCUUCCAGGCGUCUGGAUCUCAGAGGAGUCUCUGAAGUUUUUCCCAGGGCUCAUCACCGUCUUAGCUUGACCCACGUCUUGCAAACCAUUUCUCAGAGCGUCGCAGGGCUACAUGAUUCCGAGUCGUUCCGUAUGGCACUGAACAGAGUGGUCUACGGGUUUCUCAAGGUCCAAGAUUUUGAAAUGGCUUGGGAAGAGAUGAUCAUACGCUUUGGGCUGACAAAUCACGAGACCAUCAAAGCCUUGUUUCAAGAUCGGCAACAAUGGGCUCCAGUUUACCUCAAGGAUACAUUUUUGGCCUUGGCGCUGAGUUUUCCUCUGGGAAAUGCGUCAGCCCCGUUCAUCUUUAGCGACUACGUUCACCAGCACACAUCACUGAGAGAAUUCCUUGAAGAGCGGGAGGGAGAGAAAGUGAGAGACUUUGAGGUCAUGUACGAGACAGGUGCGUCAGCAGAGGUACGUUGCUUCUGCGCCUGUGGUGGUUUCAGCUUCAACGGGUACCAAUGCAGACACGUGCUCGCCCUACUCAGCCACAUGGGCUUGGAGGAAGUCCCGUCUCAGUAUAUACUGCAACGUUGGCGCAAGGACGUGAACCGUCUCUAUGUGGCGGAUUUCGGGUCAGGACGUGUGGACAUAAUGAAUCCGGCUCAAUGGUACGAGCAUUUGCACAGAAGAGCGAUUCAGGUUGUUGAGCAAGGGAUGAGAUCCAAAGAGCACUGCAGAGUUGCCUUGGAAGCGUUUAAAGAGAGUGUGAAUAAUGUUCGCCUUGUGACAGAGAAGCCGUCUUAG